CUACGGUACUCUCGGAAGGCUCCUCGGACUCAUUGGCACUCAAGCCGUGGGUCCGCCACAGCCAAGUAAAAAUGCUUGUGAGACACAGGCGUUGAGGUGACGCCGCGAACGAGCCCGUUCCACGCAACUUUGCCCGAGGCUCUGCCAGUUGAGAGGAGACCGCUCGCGGCUUAGUUUGGCUCACCUGCGCUCGCGCGGUGGCGGGAGGAUCAGCCUGCCGUAGCCUGUUAGCUCACGAGCUAGCUAGUGGCUAGAGCUUCGUAGUGGCGUGGAGAGCCCCGCGACGCCGCCGCAUUAGAGCGCGACGCGACUGGAUGUACUGAAUCCCAGCCACCGGAGGAUUUUAGUGGAUGUAUUUUCUAGAUUUUGCCUGUUUUCUGCAUUGUUUCCAGCGUCCCCAUCGAGUUAGCCGCUAGUGUCACAAUAGCUAACCAGCCAAUCCAGCUUGUGUCCUGUCCGCCUGGUGGUUGCUGUCGCCCCCGUCAAGGUGGACGCUAUCACUCGCACGACGUGUCCGAAAGUGUCGGGGUCGUGCGGGCGUUCGUUACCAGAUGCCGAGAGCCCGAAAAAGCUCCGCGGUGGAGGAGAGAAGACAGAAGAUAAACAGAUAGAACUUCACUUCGGGUGCGAGUGUUUUUUCUAGUUUCCAUUGAGCGCCAUUGUUGGCUGGACUCAUUGAAAAUAAAAGGAUGAAGAAGUUUUCCAGGAUGCCAAAGUCUGAGAGCGGAGGCGGCGGGGCCCCCGGGGGAGCCUCCGGUUCGGGCUCGGGGCUCAGCAGCUACUUCGGCAAAGUUUUUGCCGUAGGACGAUAUCAAGUCACCGUUGAAGAGCUGGUAGCGGAGGGAGGAUUCUCUGUGGUAUUCUUGGCCCGUACGCACAGCGGCGUACGCUGUGCUCUUAAGCGCAUGUACGUCAACAACGUUCCCGACCUCAACGUCCAUAAGAGGGAGAUUACUAUCAUGAAGGAGCUCUCGGGCCACAAGAACAUCGUGGGCUACCUUGACUCUGCAGUCAACACCGUAUCAGAUAGCGUUUGGGAGGUCCUCAUCCUCAUGGAGUAUUGCAAAGCGGGCCAGGUGGUGAAGCAGAUGAACCAGCGUUUGAAUGUGGGUUUCAGUGAGGCCGAGGUUCUGCAUAUCUUCUGUGACACAUGCGAGGCAGUGGCGCGGCUCCAUCAGUGCAAGACCCCAGUCAUUCACCGGGACCUCAAGGUGGAGAACAUCCUGCUGAAUGAUCAUGGAAGCUAUGUGUUGUGUGACUUUGGCAGCGCCACCCACAAAAUUCUGCAGCCCCACAAAGAUGGUGUGACCGCUGUGGAGGACGAGAUAAAGAAGUACACGACACUCUCGUACCGGGCCCCAGAGAUGAUUAACUUGUAUGCAGGGAAAGUCAUCACCACUAAGGCUGAUAUAUGGGCAUUGGGGUGCUUGUUGUACAAGCUGUGUUUCUUCACGCUCCCAUUCGGGGAGAGUCAAGUUGCCAUAUGCGACGGAACCUUUAUUGUUCCUGACAACUCCAAGUUCUCCCUCAAAUUGCACUGUUUAAUCCGCUAUAUGCUCGAACCAGACCAAGAGAAAAGACCAGACAUCUACCAAGUGUCCUACUUUGCCUUUAAAUUUGCCGGAAGGGACUGUCCUGUGCCAAAUAUCUUUAGUUCUUCCAUCCCCACGUCAUUACCAGAGCCUCUAACAGCCAGUGAGGCGGCCGCCAAGAAGAGUAUGACGAAAGCAAGAAUACGAGACUCCGUGGGCCCAACGGAGACCUCCAUAGCUCCCAGACAGAGGCCGAAGGCGGCAAAUAGUAACAUUCUGCCGCUCGCUACUGUCACACCUGUCAAGAUGACCGUGGUGCCUUCAGCUUCUGUCAGCAAUGGUCAGAAAGCUCCUACUGCUGGUAAUGGACAAACAACCGCGCAAGCACAGCCUGGCAGUCAGCAGCACAGAGUCCUGCAGCAGCUGCAGCCAGGCGACCUGCGCCUUCAGCAGUUCCACCACCAACAGCAGCAGCAGCAACAGCAAGCACUACAGCAGCAACACAUUAACGCACAACAACUUCAAUACCUUCAGUACCAACAAGCUGUGCAGCAGUCCAUCCAGCUACAGCAGCAACAGCAGCAGCAGGCUAUACUUCAGCAGCAACAGCAGCAGCAGAUGAUGAUGAUGCAGCAGCAGCCAAUGUAUCAAGAGAGAGUUGCUCAGGCUGCUCAGGCGCAGUAUGCUGCCAUGCUGCAGCAGUACCAACAGGCUUUUGCACACCAACAACAACAACAACAGCAGCAGCAGCAACAUCAUCAUCCCGCCUACAUGUCCUCACCUCUGGAGUUCCAGGCGCCUCUGAGCUCCUACAACGCCACCACGCCCACUGCAGGGACGGCUCACAUAGGGGCACCCUCUCCUGCGGAGCCAUCCUAUUCUCACCCCAGAACGCCCAUGCUGGCCUCGGAUGCCAUUUCCCCUCACUGUCAGAGUGUGAGCCACCCCCCGGACAUGUCGCGCUGGAAUCCCUUUGGCGAGGACAACUUCUCCAAGUUGACUGAGGAGGAGCUGAUCGACCGUGAAUUCGACAUGCUCAGAGCAAACAAACCUGUGGAGAGAGCGGCCAGCGUGGAGACCGGACGACCCCCGCCCAUCUCUGCCAAGUCCCUGCCGACCGAGGACCUUUUCGGCUCGGUGCCAUUUGUGGCCAGUGCAGAUUCAGACACAACAGUGGGUAAUCUGACGACAUCUGAAGUUGUUGUUCCUGUUGCUGCAUCCCAAGACGAUCACUUGCCACUUAUGGCAGGAAAGGAGCACAAGUCCCUGAGGAGGGGCAAUGGUCGGCCUGGCGACGACUCUGACAGCGACUUUGAGUCCGACCCACCUUCGCCUAAAAGCAGCGAGGAGGAGGAGGAAGAACCCGAGGAGCCCGAGGAAGACGAAGGCCCAAUUAGUGAACACGGCGAUGACACAGAGCCGGAGAAUGUGGGCCAGCGACCUCUCUUGAUGGAGUCUGAAGAAGACUGCGAAGAUGAAGACAAGCGCAGUUCAGACUCUGACGACAAGGAAAAGAAUCUAGCUAAGAAGGAAAGUACCACCAAGCAAGGGCACAGAGGCCACUCUGAUCUUGUUCCGGUGGGUUUUCAACAGCCCCUCGCCUCAGUAGAUAUCUUUGGGUCCACUCCCUUCCUUGGCGGAGACUCCCCAGUGGGAGAUAUCUUCGCCAAAGCACCUUUCCGUCAAGUAAGCCUCGACCAGCCACCCGCUGAUGAUUUCGACGUCUUCACCAAAGCUCCGUUCAGUCGAAAUCCCUCCAAAAAUGCCAGUGAACAGACACCGCCUAUUUCCCCCGAGGGCGUAGACAUCUUUGGCUUCGGCCCCUUCCAGCCGGGCAUUCCAUUUCAUACCACGUCCAGGAGCGCCGAGGACAUCUUCCUACCGUCUACUGAGGACUCACCGCAGCAACAGAGGCUGAAACAACGCAGCCUUCAGAAGUUGUCAUCACGCCAGAGGAAAACCAAGCAGGAAGUCACUGGGACAGGCGGCGGAAAGCGACACCAUGGCACCCCGACGGGCGUACGGAAGACUGGGAAACCCGUCAAGCCGACUUUCCGUACCCCUGAGCGAGUCCGCCGACACAAGAAAGUGGGCCGUCGGGACUCGCAGAGUAGCAACGAGUUCCUGAGUGACUCUAAAGAGAACAUCAGCGUGGACGUCACCAUUGCAGAAGGGAAGGACAACAGUGCCCAACACCAGAAGGAUGAGAUUCUGGACCCCUUUGGAGCCAAACCUUUCCACCCUCAAGACGGAGGACGGAACGGAGGAGCAUACCUCCAUGAAAGCAAGAGUGACCUGGGUACAUCACCAGCUCUUCACGGUGAUUGUAAUACCACAGAUGAUUUCGGGGCGGUGCCUUUCACGGAGGUGGUGGUCCCCUGUGGACCUCAGCAGCAGCCGGUGGAACUGGACCCCUUUGGUGCUGCGCCGUUUCCAUCCAAGCCGUGAUUCGCUCCUGUCAGUCUUCCAAUACAACCGUUCGUUCUUGCGUAGCCCGUUGCAUUCUUGUUCAGUCGCUGCCAUAGGCGGAGAUUGAGGAAAGGCAGGGGACAGUGCCCCCAGGUGGUUGAGAAAUGUCAUUGCAUGUAAUUGACUUUCAAUGAAUUUAAAUUAGAAGUUCAGAAUUUUUGACAUAAGGCUUAGUCGUCGAGUUAGAGGGGGUUUAAUUAGUCUGUGGACUUCAUUUCAACAAUUUCUCUGCAGUUUGUUAGUUUGAGGGCUCCGCAGUGGCUAGGCUGGUACGAUCUAAUGGUGCCUGCUUAGCAUAUAUUUGCACGCAUGAGAAUCACUGAUGACCUAUGCAAUCAAUAUUGUUGACUAUAAUUUCAGGAUAAAGUUAUUAAAAUUUACCAUUACAUGUCAAUCAUUGUAGUAUGAAGAGUAACAUUUGUAAUCCAGCAGCUCUGCAUGAACGCGGCUGUCUAGGCAAGCAGGGCGGAGUGAUAUCACAUCGUUUUUUUUUUCACCUGUUUUUUUUGUUUUGUGGGAAUGAAAGGGACUUCCCUACAGACUGAGCACGAGUGGCUGAAGCACUCCUGUCUAUUGUGCUGGUAAUACACAUCUAAAAAAAAAAAAAAAAGUACUGCAAAAUAAAAUGAAUUAAGGCAGUUUGGUGUGACAUUGUUUUGGCCGCAUGGAUAUUUGGAGAAUGAUCUGCAUUUUGAAAUUAUUUGACUAUUACAGAUCUGUUAAUGUCGUUUUUUACUGGCAUGCUAAGCAGGCACCAUUGACUCGCGCUAGUUUAGCCACCCCGGAGCCCUGAAAGUAACAAAUAACUGACAAACUGUACAAAAUUUGUUGAAAUAACACCUAAUUAAACACCUGCUAACUCAACGAUUAAGCCUUAUGUCAAAACAUUCUGAAAUUCCCCUUUUUAAUAAAGACUCUGCUGUUAAAAUCUUGUCUAUAAAGGUUGUAAAGCAAUAAAACGACAAAAAUGAAUCUUGCACCUUAGAGAGACAGUCCUUUGCUUUGCUUAGACAAAACUACACCUGAGGAGGCAAGAUGGAGAUUUAGAAUAUCUUUAAACCUCAGCUUUCUAACGCUUCAACACCAACUGAGCUUGAACCGAGGGUUGUACGCAAACAGUCUCAAGAUAUAUAUAGAUUUUAAGUUAAUUUUAUUGCUGACACUGCGUUUCGGGUCAUGAUGUUUUGCUUCCCUCCCCAAAGUCAAACUCCGCCUAUGGUCACUGGCUGAUUUUUUAUUAUUAUUAUUUUUUUAAAGACUGCUUAAAUCCUGUGGAAAGACAUUGGAGUGUAACUGUUUUUAUGCUGCAUUGUUAUACCUGAGAAAUGUUAGCAACCCUUCUAGCAACCCGUUUUUAUUUGGAGAAGAGGCACAGAUGGCGAGCUUUAUUGCGUUUAGGAAACUAAUUUUUACAUUUUUAUUCUCACACAACUUGUUUGUUUAGGGUUAAACACCGCAACACUCCGACCAAGGGUUGAACGACCAAGCCUCUCUCUAAAAUAGUGGUUCUCAACCUUGCUAUAAGUACCGAACCCCAAAAGUUUCACAUGUGGAUCCAUCGAACCAUUUGGGACUUAAAGGAUCCCCCCCCCCCCCAAAUUCAAAGCUGAUGCAGCUAAGCUCGCAAGCUAAUAUCUACAGUAAGUGGAUUUCCAUUCAAAUUUACUACAAAUCAUUUAGCCUUUCGCUGUUUUCACUUUGGAAAAUGAAACUCGUUUGACUUUUUUUUUUUUUUUUUUUUCAAUUUUCAUGUCUAGAUUCUCAUUUUACUGUCGCAUACUUGCAUCACAUACUUUUUUUUUUUUUUUUGGGCGGAAAAUGAUGCAAAUGUUUUAUUAUCUGCACAGUCCACGUAGGUCAACCUUCCACCGAGCAAACUACCGUAAUUUUCGGACUAUAAGCCGCUACUUUUUUCCUUCAUUUUGAUACCUUUGGCUUAUAGUCCAGUGCGGCUUAUUUGUUGAUUUUUUUAGGUAACACUUUAUUUGACAGCAGUGUCAUAAGACUGUCAUAAGAUAAUCAAAGUUAUGACAUGACACUAUCAUGGACAUUACUGAAUGCUUAUGUCAUUAAGUGUCAUUUGGCAAAUUAUGUCACUAAAUUUUUGUCCAUUUUGGAUCUUUUGCAUCCAUUCAAAAGUGAGAUCAUUUGCGGGAUAACACUUAAUGACACUUUUAUAAGCAUUCAUGAAGGCUCAGGACAGAGACAUGUCAUAAUUAUGAUUGUGUAAUGACAGUCUUAUGGCACCACUGUCAAAUUAAGUGUUAGCAAAUACCAUAACUAGUAAUUGAUGAAACAAUUGGAACAGUAACUGAAGAAAUAUUUAGCACAGAACAUGAUUUUUGAUUGUUAUUUACAUCUGUAGCACUGCAAUGCAUGCUAAGAGGCAUGUUGGAUAACAGUCAACAGCAGGUGGCAGCAGAGGUUGACUGUCUCCCCCAAGGGAGCAGUGAUGGCCAAAUGAAGCUUCUUGAAGCAAUAAAGCUUUGCAGUAAUUGGUUCAAAGUUUAAUGAUGGUUCAUUUGGUCUUAUGACAAAUAAGGUUGUACCGGUUAAUAUUUUUUGGUGUAAAUAUCCCAUGAUACAGUGAGGACAGCUGCGGCUUAUAGUCCAGUGCGGCUUAUCUAUGAACAAAUGCCUUUUUCGUGCCAAAUUUGGUGGGCUGCGGCUUAUAGUCAGGUGCGCCUUAUAGUGCGAAAAUUAGGGUAGUUUCCCCAUUUAUUAGAGGGCUAGCAGUUGAUAAAAAAUGGAAUAAAGCCUGUAAAUUGAGGGGGAAAACAGUCCGAAACCUAGUCUAAAAUUUUGUCAGCGCCUUAGGGCCUUGUAUAUCUUCACAUAAUCACUGAACCCCUGGGGUUCAAUUGAACCCAGGUUAAAAACCACUGCUCUAAAACCACUAAGAUUUUGUGCCCUCUGCUGCGCUUACAUUCACAACCUAGCAAAAAUGAUUCUUCAUGUGUAACCACUCACAAUGGGAUGUUUUGAUUUGGCAAGCAGCAAUGCAGCCCUCAGUCUGUUUGAAGCAAGACCAGCAAGUCCAAGUCUCAGAGGGCGGGGUACUUACAAAUUAUUAAAACCAGAGGUGAUUUGAGGCGGUUUCCUUUGUUAGAAAAAGUAGAAGUCCUGGGUGACUUUUUGGGGCGGUGCCCCAUGUUAAGCUCAAAGUGUUCUUAAAUCUGACGAACUGUGUACAACUCUUCUUUGGGUGAUUGUACUAGAGGACAGGGCAACCAAGGUGGCACAAGAUAAAGUUGGCAAACUUAACCUUUUUCAAACAUAUGACCGUUUCAUGAGCAGAGGUGGGUAAUAAAGCGUUACAUUUACUUGAGUAUCUCUUGAGAAAAUGUACUACUAAGAAUAGUUUUAGAGUUCGAAACGCUACUCUUACUCUGCUAGUUUGGGCUAUGCUAGAAUCGUUCCUUUUUCUAUUUUUUUCUCCAUUAGACUUUAUUUUUGCCAAAGACGCGCACUGGGUGGUUUCUCAAUCAGUCCAAAUCAGGCUCAGGUGCCAACAAUCAAUCAGUCCACUAAAACCAUGCAAUAUCAAAUUUAAAAACACAAAAUCAAACACAUAAAAAUCAGCUAAAAAUCACAGUUCAGUUCUAAGUAAAAUCACUAAAACGAAUUGGCAGCUAAGAUCAGGGUACAUUUUGACAUGCUAGUUUAAGUACAUUAACUUGUCAAAGUUUUUGAGUAUAAAACAUAAACCGAAUUUCUCCAUGCACAAAUAAAACAAAAGUCCAUUCAAAUAAAAAAAAAGUGCUGCUGAUUAACAUUUUUAUUUUGUGCGCUGAUAUAAAUUGUGUCAACGACUCAUCCAAUUUUAAAGCAUUCUCUCUUGUAUGCCAAUUUACAGUUUGAAUGGGAGUUUGUGUAGAAAGCUGUUAGACGAAUGGGUUUAUGUAUGUGUGGUUUCUUCAUAAAAAGAUAUAAGUUUACUAUGUAACAAUAACUCAAUAGCUAAUAUGCUUGUCCUCAAAACACAAUACAGACAGACACUUAAGACACUGAUUAGCAUCAUCGAAUACUUGAGUAAUAUUUUGAAGUAGCGCUACUCGAGUAGGGCUGCAGCUAUCGAUUAUUUUAGUCGUCGAUUAAUCGAUAAACUAGCUCAAGUAAUUGGAUAAAGAACAAAAAAUUAAAAUACCUGAGCUGACCCUCAAACGGUAUAAUAACGGUAUAAAAAUAAAUGAUCUAAAUACAACAAAAGAACAAUUGGCUAACUUGCAUAGCAAAAGUCCACUCGCUUGAAUGCUAUAUAACUCUAACGUUUUUUAAUGACUCAACAAAUCGGUCAAACACAUUCCCACAAAAAACAGCUCAUUAUACCUAUAAACUUUAUUAGGAACCCAUUAAAAACUAACUCAAACAAAAACUUAGCUUAUGUUGGUCUUAACAAGGAACAGCUGGAUUCAGCCAUGUGAAAUGACUUAUGGCAUAUUCACUGUCGCCACUUGAGGGCAGUGUAUCCCCUCCAAAUCAAUAAAACUAAAUGCAAACACGUUCAAAACAAACCCUUACAGCGCCACUUUAAUGAAAUAAUCGAAGCAGCAAAAUUUAAUUCGAAUCAUUUUUCUAAUCGAAUUACUCGAGUUAAUUGAUUCAUCGUUGCAGCACUACUCUUGAGUAACAUUUUUGACCAAUCUACCCACUUCUGUCCAUGAGUACCAGUCUGAGCGACCGUUCCGUUUUUAUUUAGUAUGCAAAAGUCUGAGGCAGUUAGACAGUUGUCCAAAUUUUGAAGGGACAAGAUUGUUUUGGAUCUACUCAGGCAAAGGCCUUGCAUGGUGCAUACCCAAAGCGCCGCCAGUCGGAAGUUUUCGGGGAAGUGUCUUUGCCUACACAAUCUUAUUGAACCUCUAACUGUGAUUUAUGAUGCUUGACUGUUUCAGUCAUUUAUUUUAAUUCCCAAAUUCUGGGUGACACGAUAAAACCACUAAAGUUUUUGAGGCUAAUGCCUUUUUGUGUACUUGUGAAACAUGAGCAACCCACCAACUGUGAUUUCUAAUGUGCGACUGUUCCACUGGUAUUGCUCUAAAGGGGAAGUUCAGAAUUUUUGACAUGAGGCUUAAUCUUUGAGUUAGCGAGGGUUUAAUGCAGUGCAGUUUGUUAGUUUCAAUGCAAAGUAGCUAAGCUAGUGCGAGUGAAUGAUCUUGUCCUAGCAUGGCAAUAAAAAACAACAUAUGCACGCAUGAAAAUUACCGAUGACCCAUGCAAUCAAUAGUGUUGGCUAUGUUUUCAGGAUAAAGUUAUUAAAACUAACCAUAGUGUGUCAAUAACUGUAGUAUGAACGGCAAAAUUUGUAAUCCAGCAGCUUUGCAGGGAACAAGCUGCAGAGCUGAGGGAUAUUUUUUCCAGCAAGUAACCACAGUUUAUAUUGUUCCUCGUUUUUCAAAGGAAAUUUUUAUAAACUUUCAUCUGCCCAUUUCCCCAUGUUGACAUUUUUUAGUCAAGACUCGGUGGACUGAUGCUGCAUUCAGUGAAUGUGCAAAGUCAGAGUUUUCCAACCUCCGACCAGGAAAAAUAUCUUUGUAACGCCACUAGAACUGGGAGGCCCCGGUCGCCAAGUCGUACCCCGACUUCACGAGUUGCUUCAAUCCGACGUCACUCGACAAAAUAGCGCUGCCAGUCAAAAAUUACACCGUCAGUAGUAAAACUAAAACAGGCAAUUUACUGUGUGUGCUAUUUACUCGUUUUUCCUCCCCUACAGUAUUCGAUCGCUUACGAGAAGGCAGGUUUGCUGGAGGACAAAAUGUUCUUUGAUGGCCAUAAUAAAAAACAAUAGGUCGCUUGUGCAGCCAUCUUGCGGUUUACAUUCACUCGGAACACUUUGAGGUAGAAACUGUGACAAUCCGAGUCGGAUAAGUCUGACUUCCCGCCUUCCUCGAAUGCAGCAUGAGCACGAGUGGCCGAAUAACUCCUCUCUAUUGUGGUUGCAUUACGCAUCUAAAAUGAAUGAAUAAAUUCUGGCAAUUUGGUGGGACAUUGUUUUGGCCGCAUAGGUGUUUUGAACAAUAAUCUGCAUUUUGAAUUCAUUUGACUAUGUUAGAUCUGUUAACAGUGUUCGGGAAGUGAAUUUUCUACACGAACUAGUUCUAAUUGCAGUUCACAAAUUUUAAAAUGAACUGUUUUGGUCAUAGUUCGUAAUCCAAAAUUUUGAACUGAAGUUUAUGGUUAAAACAAAAAUAACUUUUCUAGUUCUUCCCCCCAGAGUCGAUAAAGACUCACAAUUAUUUUGUCCACCUUAGCACUGAAAGUGUCAGAUUCAUCUUCAUAUUCAAUUUCAAGACCGCGUUGGUACUGACCAGUUCGUAAAACUCACUUAAAUGUUGGUACUGGGCUGGUAUUCUGUCAAACUUUGUGGCUGUACACACGAGUUUGGAAUCGCUGCAUUCGUGGCCGUUUGGAACCUAAGUAAACACCAAAAACUUUCUACAAAGAGAGUAAUAUGUUCUUAUGUUUGGUCGUGGACGCACACGAAGGAAAGUUUUCCUCACACACAUCCUACCAUCCUGUACUCAACUCGACUGCACACCGCUCUCUCGCUGUUAACGUCUUCAUGUCGUUAAGCAUUUGUUUACGUCGUCUUCAUGUUGUACAUUAUGUAACUUGUUUAUUUAGCACCUUUGGAUAAUAUUGAUGGUCCAACUGAAUGUAAAAGAAUGCUUAUUCGCCAUGUAAAAGCUUCAGGAGCAAAAUCUGCUGUAUUUGCUACACCAACACAGACGUGACAGGUACCUUGGGUUGCCAGGUUGGAUAGUUUUUUGUGAGUAAGGUUUUUUUUUUUUAUAGUGCGUUUUUAACCUAUGGCUUUAUCUGCAGUUUUGUCAGAAAGGCUCUAAUUCUGAACUCAUGAACGGCGCUCACAACCGCUAGAAUCAGUUCACAGUAAUGUUCAUGAGAGAAAUAUGAUGGGUUCAAUUCACGUUCGCCCAAAAUAUCAAUGUGUUCAUGAACUAUCAUUCAUACAAAACACUGUGUUAAUAUUGUUUUUUUUAUUGGCAUGCUAAGACAGGACAAUUGACUCGCGCUAGUUUAGCCAUGCCGGAGCCCUUAAACGAAUAACAAACUGCAGCGACUAAUUAAACCCCAGCUAACUCAAAGAUUCAGCCUAAUGUCAAAAAUUCUGAACUUCCGCUUUAAGUGACCAGUUUUAGCACUCCAACUUUAUGAGCAUGGUAUACAAGUGUAGCAAGUUUUUUUUUUUUUAAUGAAGGUAUGCAGGACACUGAGAAUAGAGAAGUCAUGGGACCCACAAGGUAGCUCUUUACAGAAAAAAAAAAAAGCCCGGCUAGAUUUCAGAACUGCUAAUCCAUGGAGGCACAAGGAAGGCAAGACAACUUUCUGGAGGUACAAGAUUCUUUUGGACCUGUUUCUCCCAGUCUCGCUGAAACUAAAAUAGACUUGGGACUGUUCACUAGGAGGUUAUCCUGGACGCAUCUUCAUGGGAGAAAAUGUAAGACCCCAGAUUUCAGAGUGCUUCUUGGGAGGCUGAAAAAAAAAUCACUCUUGUGAGGAAAGUCUUCCGGAGCGCCUCCUUUUUUGUUUUUCGCGGUGAGGCGGACCUGCCAAUACCCCUUGUAUUCUGUGGAAGGACUGCAUAUCAUUUUAGCUGUUUUAUGCUGCAAAAGCAACCCUCUCCAAACUGUGAUUUCUAUUAUGUGACUGCUCUGCUGUGUAUGUUUAAAAAAAAAAAAAAAGUGGUACCUUGACUUAUGAUGGCCUGAACCUUCAAGGUUUGCUAUUAACGAGCAUUUGCGUUGCCAUUUUUUUUGUUUUGCUUUGUGUUACUAGUCAAAAUUUGUGUAAUGGGCAAGCAAUUACCGCAAGUAGGGACGAAUUGAUCAAUCAAGGUACUGUAAUGCCUUAUUACACGUGGGCGAUAAGAGCUACCAUUUAUUGACCAAUUAAAACCCACUAACUUGUAAGGCAAGGUACCACUAUUUCGCACCGCAAAGCCUUACUAGCAGUUACUAUAUGGGAGCGCCUUUGCAGCUGCACAGUACCUCGGGAAGAAAAAUAAAACACAUUUGAUUCGUUCUUAAGCUAUUUUUAACCCUUCUCUUUCUAUGCAUGUCACCGUGGACCCGAAGGGAUUGUUUUGUUCCUCACAGUAGCUCUGUGAAUUUUUUUCCCAUUGGCGUUUUUGCAACCGCUUUUUCUCACAAGUGCUAUCUUCUGAUUGUAAAACACAAUCCAAUAGUUUGAGAUCAAUGUUUUUAUCCUGAUUGUUUGGAAAAUGCUUGAGUUCAAAUACAUUAUUUGAGAAAUGUGACAUGGAGAAAACCUUUUCUUUGCUCUCACAACUCGUUCUUUUAUUUGGAAUUACAAGAAUAAUUUAAUACAAAAAAUCUACAUGGUUUUGUUUUUACAUGUUCUUGCUCUUACGAAAACAAUGUAGCACGCACAAUGCAAAGUGGUUUCCAUAAAUACACAAACCAGGAACAUUGCACGUGGCCCUAGUUGAACUGGAAACGUAACAUACAUUAGUAUAGAACUGUAAUAUUUCCGUCAGAAUUGGUAGGGGCUUACAUAUUCCAGGACUAAAUAUUGUAGUGUAACAAUGGAUCAGUUUGUUUUGGCUUGUAUAUGAUGGUCUGGUAGAGUAAAGCCCCUUUCAGACAUACACUGAGCUCCGGUUAAAUCUGGAAGGUAGCCCUUAUGUCUGAAAGCAAUUUCCCAGGUCGACUGACACGGACAUUAACCGGUGUUCUGCCAAAAUAUUCUACACUGCGAAACAUGCUACCAAUGCCCAGUGCGCUUGAGCACGUAUGCACACAGCAGUUAAAAGCAGCGAGUACUUAUUAUUUUCGUUUUGAGUUUUUUACCUUUCCAUUGCCUCAAAAUAAUUUGGGCAUGUUAUCCUGUGAUAGCUUUUAAGCAGAGGGUUUAUCUGUUGACAACAUUGAUAAAUAGUGUAUAUACAGUGAUAUGAAAAAGUAUCUGAACCUUUUGGAAUUUCUCACAUUUCUGCAUUAAAUCACCAUCAAAUGUGAUCUGAUCUUUGUCUAAAUCACACAGAUGAAAAUACAGUGUCUGCCUUUACUAAAACCGUCUAAACAUUUAUAGGUUUUCAUAUCUUAAUUAUAGCAUGCAAACAAUGACAGAAGGGGGAAAAAUAAGUGAACCAUCACAUUUCAUAUUUUGUGUCCCCCACACUGCCUAAGGAGACUUAAGGAGCAAUUGAAACCAAUUUUUAUCAAAGAUUUUAAUUCAGGUGUGUGACCAAUCACUGAUGAGUGGUUUAAAGCUGCCCUGCCCACUACAAAACACACACCUGGUAAGAAAUGUCUUAAUAAGAAGCAUUGUCUGAUGUGCGUCAUGGCUCGGUCAAAAGAGCUGUCUGAAGACUGUGAUCAAGGAUUGUUGAAUUGUAUAAGGCUGGGAAAGGAUAGAGAAGGAUAGAGAAAAAGUCAGGAUAUUCAUCAAUCGACAGUCAGAGAAGUUGUCUACAAAUGGAGAGAGUUUAGCACGGUUGCUUUUCUCCCAAGGAGGGGCCAUCCACCAAAGAUGAUGCCAAGAGUUUAGCGCAGAAUAUUCAGAGAGGUUAAAAAAAAAAAAAAAAAAACCCCAAGAGUGUCUGCUAAAGACUUACAGAAAUCACUGGCACAUUCCAAUAUCUCUGUGCACACAUCAACUAUAUGUAAAACUAUGGCCAAGAAUGGUGUUAAUGGGAGAACUCCUCGGAGGAAGCCACGAGUCUAAAAAAAACAGUUAAAGCAGACAAUUUUUUCAUCUGUGUGAUUUUGACAAAGAUUACAUUUGAUGUUGAUUUUAUGCAUAAAUGUGAGAAAUUCCACUGUAUAGUGUAUUUAAACCACACUCAUUUGAUAAUACAGGUCAUUGCCGGGUAACGAACGAGUUCUAUUCCUACCCUGGCGAUGUAACUCUGAUUUCCGCGUAAAUCGGAAUGAACCCUUUCAGUACCUGACUCUCAAAAUGAAAGUAAUCCCUCAUUUUUCACGGUUAAUGGGGACCAGAACCAGCCGCGAUACUGUAAGUGAAAAACCGCAAAGUAGCGCCCCACCCCCCUCAAUUUUUUUUUUGUGUUCCAAUUUAUUUACUCUGAUUUAGCAUUGGAAAACAUAUAAGACCCGUUUUUUCACUUUUUUUCCCCAACCUAUAAUUGAAAAUAAAAAACAACAACUUGUAUAUAUUUUAAAUACAUGGUUUUUAAGCACUUCAAAUGUAAUAAAUACAAGUUUUAACAUGUUACUGUCCCACCAAAUUAUUUUCAAAGAAGAAUAAAGUAGAAAAAAGGCUUGUCUUUGUUACAUGCUUCAUUGAGUGAGUCAACUCAAAUCCGCUCAACCUGCUCACUUACACACAAUGAGUUGCCACAGAAACUGUUUAACAAGUUAAGCGAUGAUUUACGCAUGCGGUGCUUUGAAGUUCUGCUUCGAAACAUCUCUGGCAAGAUCCAACCUUCAUGUCUGUCAAUCAUUAUUAACUUUAAUAAGCAACUCCAUUGCACUGCCUGACCAGACUACGUGAUCAGAUCGGGACCGCUCAUCUGUAUUUAUAUUUAAUUUUUAAUUGAAAAAAAAUCAGCGAUGGACUGAAGGAGCGAAGUAUUGAGGGCUCACUCUACUUUCCAAAAAGUCCAAAAGGAUUGUAUUUUGUUUAAUGAGGGAGGAUACACUGCGCUCUGGUGGCAGCGUUGGGUCUAACUGGACAGUCGCCUUGCAGAUUCAUCUGACAUGGAUAAAGCACAGCUGCGCUCAAUAAUGCUGUAAAUUGUUUCAGCUAAUAUCUGUGUAUGCAUUUGUAAUUAAGUUUUGAGCAACAGUUUGUGUGGUCGAUUUGCUGUGAGAAUUGUAAAUACGUCAGCAUUCAAAGCAUUUAAGCUAACGGACUUUUGUUAGGCAAAUUAGGCUAAUUUAAUCAAAAUUUAUAAAUUGAUCAGACUAGAUGGACGUUUGAACAUCAAUUGUUUUGUGUCAAGUGUUUAAUUGUAAAAAUGCGUGUUGUUUUGAACAUUAGUGUGCAUAUUUGUGUACAGCUUUAAGCUUCAAAAACCACAACAACUGCCUUGUUUGCGGUCCGUCAAGCUAAUAACUUCACGUUCAGUGAGGACAGAACCAGUCAAUAUUAAUAAAGUAAUAAGGGACUGUUUACGCGACAAAAAAAGUGAGACAAAAUGAGGACGAGACUCUGGCGUCGUAAAGUCGAAAUCAUGUAAGCAAGUACGCCGUAACCUGGGGACUACCUGUAUUAUGUUUAGGUAUUUUCUUGAGGCAUUUUUUAGUACGUUCUUCCUGUAUGCAUCUAAACAAAACAAGCUGAAAGCGCACGGUAGUACUUAGGGUGUCAAAUUUGCCAUUGGUAGAUGUUUCGCCGGUGUAGAUAUUUUGGCAGAACACCGGGUCGCGUCCUAGUAUAAUGUCCGGGAUUUACCCGGGAUGCGGCAUGUGUGAAAGCCGCUGUUUAAUUCCCGGGUCACAGUGCAAGGGCUGACGAUAAUAUUGUGAUUAAUAUCAUGGUGGGCCGAUUGUCAUUUCCUCUUUCUUCGCAGUAAGACGAAAAGUGGUGAACAAAUAUCAACAUGGCAAACUGGAAAGAUAGAAAAAUUCAACUGAAAACAUAGCAAAUUUGAAUUGCUACUGGAUCUUGGAGCCAUGGCAGCCGCUCCCUCUUGGCUCCGAUCUCAGAUCAGACGAGACGACCCGCUAAAUUUAAGCAUUUUACUAAGCGAAAGAAAAGAAACUAACCAUGAUUCCUCAAAAGUGAUGGGACCAGGGACAGUUGCAAUGUGGAAAAUUUGUCUGUGAUAAUUCUAUCUUUGCCAGAGGAACAUCUUAUUGGGUUGCUUGACUUGCAUCAACUUGAUGCUUCCAUCUUUGGAAAUGUGUGGUUUAUUUUAUUGCCAAUGGAGACUAAAAAUGCCGUAAUGUCCGGGUUAUAAAGUCCUGACCCCCACAUAGAGUCGCCAACAAGCGACAAGUCUGAAUGUGUCCAACCCUGGGAAAUUCCCAGUACAUUUCCCCAUGUCUGAAAGCCAUGACACUGGAAUUUAGUGGGAUAUAAAACUGAAAGGGGCUUAAUACUACUGUUACUAGAACAGAGUACGCUACAUUUGGAGGAGAUAGGCUCUUAGAGUAUUUAGUUUCCUAUUGGAAUCGAGGCAAGUCUGUAGUCCAGCAGUAUCGUCUAGUGAUGGGCCACAUUUUCACAAACUCAGUCCAAUCAAAUUUACACUGAAUGGUGAUCACCUGGACCAUCUAUGUAAAAUUGAACCAAAUACUGUAUUGUAUCAGUAAGAAGUAGAAUAAUCUAUUCAAAACAUAUCAGCAUGAGCCUUGCUCAUUUAUGGACUACCUCCACUCAGUGCUAUAAUAGUUUACCAUAGUUUGGUUUAGACUACAAUGGGAUAGUCUCAAUUUAACCUUUUUUGGUGGUGGUGGUGGUGGGGGUCGUCCUAAAGCCAUUAGUUGCAAAUUUCCCAGAUUUAGCACUGGGCUUCUUUUUCACAUAAACAGACCUCUAAAGCGAUCCUACACUUUCUAACAUAAACAUCGAACCUCCAGCUAGUUCCUAAGCUUACAAAAAUAAUACUAACAAAAUGCUAUCAUUCAAUGUCGUGCUUUGCUGUUUCCAUUAACUUAGUCCAGUGUUAGCGCCUCGCUACUUCAGUCUUUUCUUUUUUGUUGUUGCUGGCAAGACGUUCAGAAUUGGCUUCCACAAUUUAAAAGCAAACACAGAAAAAUGCUAACUUGCUAGCAUCAUAGUCAUGUAUAAACAGCAGCAACAAUUUUUGAGUUGGUGUCCUCAAUCACCAUACAUAGAAGUUGCAGAGCGCGACGUGCUGAUAGGCUCAGAUGACGAAAUGGCUUUCGUCUCCUGGCCCGAACCAGAGCCCUCGGCAACAGCAUCGCAUUCUGGAGGGGGGGACAGAGCGUCUGUUAAGAAAUUACACGGAGUCAGAUCAGUCUAUUAUGGUAAUGUUAUAAUGACAAUAAAGGCUGUUCUAUUCGAAAGUUUCCGUCCACAACAGAGUAGGCUAAUUAAAUUUAGACAAGAAUGCAUUCUAACCCAGACAAGAAUGGGACGGUCUUGUUGUGUAAGGCAAAAUGAAGUCUAUUCAAGUUUAGUAAAGGUACAUUUUGGCACAAUAUUUGUCACAUAGUUUCUACAGGUAUCAGCAAAUCUCAUUUAAUGCUUUUUAAUGCCACUUUAAACUAAUUUAAAAAACAAUGAAUAUUUUUGAUCAUUGAAAAUACAGUGGGGCAAAUACGUAUUUAGUCAACUACCAAUUGUGCAAGUUCUCCUUAUUGAAAAGAUUACAGAGGCCUGUAAUUGUCAACAUGGGUAAACCUCAACCAUGAGAGAUAGAAUGAGGAAAAAAACAGAAAAUCACAUUGUUUGAUUUUCAAAGAAUUUAUUUCCAAAUUAGAGUGGAAAAUAACUAUUUGGUCACCUACAAAUAAGCAAGAUUUCUGGCUGUCAAAGAGGUCUAACUUCUUCUAACGAGGUCUAACGAGGCUCCACUCGUUACCUGUAUUAAUGGUACCUGUUUUAACUCAUUAUCGGUAUAAAAGAUACCUGUCCACAACCUCAGUCAGUCACACUCCAAACUUCACAAUGGCAAAGAUCAAAGAGCUGUCGAAGGACACCAGAGACAAAAUUGUAGACCUGCAGCAGGCUGGGAAGACUGAAUCUGCAAGAGGUAAAACGCUUGGUGUAAAGAAAUCAACUGUGGCAAUUAUUAGAAAAUGGAAGACAUACAAGACCACUGAUAAUCUCCCUCAAUCUGGGGCUACAUGCAAGAUCUCACCCCAUGGCGUCAAAAUGAUAAGAACGGUGAGCAAAAAUCCCAGAACCACACGGCGGGACCGAGUGAAUGACCUACAGAGAGCUGGGACCACAGUAACAGAGGCUACUAUCAGUAACACAAUGCGCCGCCAAGGACUCAAAUCCUGCACUGCCAGACGUGUCCCCCUGCUGAAGCCAGUACACGUCCAGGCCCGUUUGGAAGAAACACAGGUUCUCGUGUUUGGAGGAGAAAGAAUACUGAAUUGCAUCCGAAGAACAGCAUACCCACUGUGAAGCAUGGGGGUGGAAACAUCAUGCUUUGGGGCUGUUUUUCUGCAAAGGGACCAGGACGACUGAUCUGUGUAAAGGAAAAAAUGAAUAGGGCCAUAUAUCGAGAGAUUUUGAGUGAAAAUCUCAUUCCAUCAGCAAGGUCAUUGAAGAUGAGACGUGGCUGGGUAUUUCAAUAUGACAAUGAUCCCAAACACACAGCCAGGGUAACAAAGGAGUGGCUUCGUAAGAAGCAUUUCAAGGUCCUGGAGUGGCCAAGCAAGUCUCCAGAUCUCAACCCCAUAGAAAAUCUGUGGAGAGAGUUGAAAGCCCGUGUUUCCCAACGACAGCCCCAAAACAUCACUGCUCUAGAGAAGAUCUGCAUGGAGGAAUGGGCCAAAAUACUAGCAACAGUGUGUGAAAAGCUUUUGAAGAGUUACAGAAAACGUUUGGCCUCCGUUAUUGCCAACAAAGGGUACAAAACAAAGUAUUGAGAUAAACGUUUGGUAUUGACCAAAUACUUAUUUUCUUUUGGGGGAUCUUCAAGUAGAAGGUGGAGGUGCGCAAAUUUCACUAAAAUCUCACAAUACAUGGGCCUGGUCAUCCUCUCCUUAAUACAGUGCAAUCAUUCAGUCCUAUGUGCAAAAAAAAAAAAAAAAAAACCCAAGCCUG
This is a messenger RNA of Corythoichthys intestinalis (scribbled pipefish), 18692 nucleotides long. It is a transcript of the gene bmp2k, whose product is annotated as BMP2 inducible kinase. The transcript is spliced from 16 exons. Gene Ontology annotation, biological process: protein phosphorylation. Lineage: Eukaryota; Metazoa; Chordata; Actinopteri; Syngnathiformes; Syngnathidae. Gene Ontology annotation, molecular function: protein kinase activity; ATP binding. Bases 690 to 3980 code for a protein of 1096 amino acids. The record is from RefSeq and is a predicted model, not a curated record.